CCCUGUUGAGGCCACAGGGAAGGAAGGACAGAGCCGAGGCAGUGUGGGCAAGGGUGUCGGGAUGAACAGCCUGAUGACGUCAUGGCUUUCCUCUUCACGCUGACAGUCUUUCACAACCAGUCAUUAAUCUUAGCUAGGGGCUACCUCAGCCUGGUAUGGACAAAUCAGUCUUUAGCAAGUGUUUAAUAACUAAUGAGCACUUGGCUUGACAAGAUGCAUUCCUCAACACUCUCUGAGCCAUCCCCUGCACUCCUCCAGACACUCCAGGGAGCAGUAUGCAUGGGCCAAGACCAUGGCUAUGUGAUGCAAAUUGGCAACCCACUUCUUACACCUCCACCCACCAACACUAAAGUCUUCUUCAGAAAGUUGCCAGCACACUUUGAUGUGACAGACAAGCUUGGGCAGGAAGCCAUUCGGUUUGAGUUCUGUGAUGUGCCAUUCAACAAGCUGCCAGGUGAGACAGGCCGGCUCGUUGCAAAACGAGUCCGUCGCACUGCUCGACACACUGGUGUGGCCACUGCCAGGGUGCGAUUGAUAAUGCUAGUGCUGCACAGCACACGCCAGCAGGAGCGUUAGGAGAGGCGAGCACUGAAAAGUCUUGGGGCGAAGGUGGAGGUGUUCCUGCAUCAGUUUUUUUGUGAGGGUGAACCAACCACACCAUCUACCAAGGUGUGAGCUACUGAGGAACCAAGCAAUGCUGCAACGCUUCCAAGACCGCUACGGGUCAGCAGCCAACCUUCCCAAGAUUAGCAGUGAGGACUUUGUGUGUCGCUACUUGGGUGCCGUGCCUGGUGACAUCCUACUGUCCACCGCUGCCUUCGGGGAGAUGCGCUCCUGGCGUCUGGUGGUGCCGCCCCUCCGCUCUCAUGACAUCUAUACAGAGGAGCUGGAGCAACGUGUGAGGCAGCAACGCAACUCCACUGCUGCAUUCAUGACCUACCUCAGGACCAUCACUGAGGACCCUGACCAUUACUGAAGUGGACGGCCAAGUAGUGAGGUGGCCACAAUCCAAGUCUUUAGUAAUGUUGCUUUGGAUUCACUCAUUUCAGGCAAUGUUACAAUGUAUGUACACUCUUCUGCAUCAUUUUGUGUAAUACUAUUCCCAUAAUCUUGAGUGAGUCCCUCCGUUUGAUAUAAAGUAUACACUGCCUAAAUGUUAAGUAUGGAAACUUACUUAUCUCUACCUAUUAUUGUGCUGAAAUUGACACUAAUGAACUCUAUAAAUACCCAAUCCAGCAUUUUUUUUUUAUUGUUAGAUAUGUAAGCUUACUUAUGUCUACUUAAUCUUAAUAUCAUGAUGGAACUGUAUAUUACUGAACUCUUUAAUACUCAACCUAGUAAACAUAUU
Messenger RNA from Portunus trituberculatus (swimming crab), 1348 nucleotides. RefSeq lists its product as uncharacterized. The coding region runs from base 695 to 976 and encodes 93 amino acids. The record is from RefSeq and is a predicted model, not a curated record. The transcript is spliced from 2 exons. NCBI's taxonomy places the organism in Eukaryota, Metazoa, Arthropoda, Malacostraca, Decapoda, Portunidae.